GGAUCUAGAGUCUCGUGUGUGUUACAUAUAAGACUGAUUUAGUUUUCGCAUUAUUUAGUUGACCUCCGUAAGGCCAUUCGUGUGGUCAGCAAUGGGUACGUGGAUUGGUAUCUUAUUUCUCGGUGUGGCUCUGUCUGCCCCGGCUGAUGAGUUUCGGGCUCUGGUUAACGAAGGUGAUCUCUCAAUCAAUGAUGAAUCUUACCGUAUGCAAAUAAUUCCUUCAGGAUAUUCUCCUCAAAAAGUAGAAAAGCAUUCUAAAAUUAAAUUGACUGACUUCAUUAGCCAGGACAAUGAGAAUUUUAAAUUAUUUAAAAAUCUUCUUGAGAAAGGUUUUGCUUUAAAAGGCAUUACUUUUAAUAUGUAUGAUUCAAAUACAAGAGAAGCAACAAUUGCAUUAUUUCGUGUUCUCCAAGACGUGAAUCCUAAUGAUAUUAAACUUGUAAAAGAAUGGGCGAAGCAGAAUAUAAAUGAAGACAUAUUUAACUAUGCGCUGCUAUUGUCUGCAUUGUAUAGUAACAAAGUUGAACUCUCCGAUAUAUUACCACCUUUUAUUAAUAAACCAAACUUCUUCGUUAAUAGUGAAACGAUAUUCAAAGCUCUGAAACUGAAACUCAACCAUGGAAAUUUGAGUCCUCAAGAGGCGGAAACUCUGCAAAUCCGCAAGUUAGAUGACAGUACUUAUACUAUAAAUACUAAUUACUCUGGCUGGAAUCAUCCUAUUAAUAAAUGUGACCAAGAUACAAACUAUUUCAGAGAGGAUAUCUCACUCAAUAGUUAUUACUUUGGACUUCAUCUUCUUCAUCCAUUUUGGAUGUCGAAUGAAGAAUUAGACGCAAUUAAUCCUAGACAUGCUGAACAUUAUCUAUUCUCUCUGAAGCAAUUGCUGUCAAGGUACAAAUUAGAAAAACUGCACGUUCCAAAAGAAGAUAACCCGGAUAGUGAAGAAUGUGAUAUUGAUUAUCGUCCAUAUUUGAUUUAUGAGAAUGGGCUAUCUUUUCCUAACAGACCUUCUUUUGUCAGCUCUAAAGAUAUAUCUCGGGAAAACUUUGUGUCUAUAGACAUUGCUCUAAGGGAAUGUCUGUCACGGCGUAUUAUCAUGAUGAGCAGUGGUUCAGUAAAGAUAAACGAAGAAAAUUAUUUGCAGUUGUUACCAAAAUUACUAAGAGGUAGCUUGGAUGGUGUAUCAUCUGGAGAAACUAUACGUAACAUUUUUGGAUAUGGAGUCGGAACGCCGAAUGUGGUUACUUCAGCGCCCUCUAUAUUGCAUCAACAUGAAACUGCACUGAGGGAUCGUGUCUACUGGGUGUUGAUAGAACGCGCUUUAAAUUAUUCCCUCGAUUUCUUGCGCGAUAUGGGUCCAUACGACUUGUCUGAGUAUGAAACUGAUAGCCUACGCAUAAUCGAUAGUGAAAUCGAUGAUUUUGUUAGCUUUUUUGAUUAUUACCAGUUAAACAUCAACAACGCCCUAGGAAGUAACGAUAAUACCUAUACGCAAAAUUCUCAAACAAUUACAGCUAGACAGAGAAGACUAAAGCAUUUACCUUUUAAGUUUUCAUUCAAUGUGGAAUCUGAUAUGGAACAAGAUGUAAUUGUUAGAUUAUUUUUGGGACCACAAUGCUAUAAUGCCUCAUGUUGGGAGAGUUACCAUAACUUCUUUGAAAUUGACGCUUUUAAAUAUAGUUUAAAACAAGGUUUUAGUAAUAUUAGCUGGUCACUUGAAAAUUCAUCAAGAUUUUCAUUUGAUGACAUCUUUAAUUUAGAAAUGACACAUAAAGGUGUAAAUAAAUAUAAUAUGUUUAAGUUUCCUGCAAAUCUUUUGAUACCUAAGGGUUUGGAAGACGGUCUUCAACUAACAAUAUUUGUGAUGAUAACGCCAGUUACUACAGCUGGAAGUAAGUCAGCAAAAGAUAUUUUGUAUAGAACGAUAUCUACAUCCUUAGAAGUAGAUGAGAAGCCAUUAGGAUUCCCAUUUCAUAGAUUUGCGAAAAAUUAUAAAGAAAGUGCUAGUAACUACAGAUUUUACAAUGUAUCUGUGUAUCAUCAUAAAAGAACGGUUAAUAGAUAUGGUUAUUUUACAGAGCAUCUUUAUUGAUUUUAUUAAAUCUCUACAAUUGCAUUUGGAAGUUGAAUCCAUAAAAGGCAAGCAGGGAAUAUAAAGGUAGUAAUUUUUUCAUAAUAGGAAUGAGAAAUAAAUUUUAUUUGUGAAGUAUGUA
Molecule: messenger RNA, 2213 nt
Organism: Plodia interpunctella (Indianmeal moth)
Lineage: Eukaryota; Metazoa; Arthropoda; Insecta; Lepidoptera; Pyralidae
Product: basic juvenile hormone-suppressible protein 2-like
Exons: 5
Coding region: 92-2092 (666 amino acids)
Source: RefSeq, a predicted model, not a curated record